Molecule: messenger RNA, 3113 nt
Organism: Silurus meridionalis
Lineage: Eukaryota; Metazoa; Chordata; Actinopteri; Siluriformes; Siluridae
Gene: gnpat2
Product: glyceronephosphate O-acyltransferase 2
Exons: 16
Coding region: 169-2145 (658 amino acids)
Biological process (GO): ether lipid biosynthetic process
Cellular component (GO): peroxisomal membrane; mitochondrial membrane
Molecular function (GO): glycerone-phosphate O-acyltransferase activity
Source: RefSeq, a predicted model, not a curated record
AAUCUGCGCAGCACUUGGAAGGAGCUGCUCUCGGUGCAGAAGGUCGCGCGCGCAAACCGCUCCGAGGAGGAGUUGCCCAAACCGGAGCCGGUGAUUGGGGCUCGCGCAUGAACCGAUUCGGUACCCGGCUGGAGGAAGCGCGUGCACCUGCUGCUGAGACGCAGAGCCAUGGACCGUGUACUGAGAGCGCACGCCUUAAAACCCGAAAACUUUUUCGACGUCCUGGAGGAAAGGAGGCGGGGCAGUGAUAUCAGCCACGCCCUCAGGACGUUCAGUGCUCAGGUCCCGCCUGUUCCGGUGAGCGCCCUCAACAGGAUGGUGCAGGAGUCGCAGUAUUUACACUACGUCAUCUCCGAGAUCGCUGCAGAGACGGGUGAGCCGUACGAGUGCGUGAAGGACGAGGCCACGAGCAUCUUGGAGGAGAUGAGUCAGAACCUGCAGCUGAGCUUCAUCCGCCUCAUGGCUUUCGCUCUCACUAAAGUGUUCAAGAGGCUAUUCAGCUCCAUACGGGUGAACGAGGACGGACUGGCACGGCUCCAACAGGCCAUUCAGGAGCACCCGGUGAUCCUGGUGCCCAAUCACAGGAGCUACAUCGACUUCCUGGUGCUUUCCUACAUCAUGUUCACCUACGACCUGUCUGUCCCCGUCAUCGCAGCUGGAAUUCCUCUGAUGGGAAUGUCUCUGGUUGGUGAGGUCCUGCGGCGGUCCGGAGCGUUCUUUAUUCGCCGUGCGAUCGGCUCGGAUAAGCUCUACUGGGCCGUGCUGUCCGAGUACGUCAGGACCAUAGUGCGGACAGGAUUUGCUCCUCUGGAGUUUUUCGUGGAAGGACUUCGCAGCAGGACAUUGAAGUCCUUGAAACCCAAACUGGGCAUGAUGCAGAUGGUCUUGGAGCCGUUCUUCAAAGGCGAGGUGUACGACAUCACCCUGGUUCCCAUCAGCAUCAGCUACGAUCGCGUCCUGGAGGAAUCUCUGCUCGCUCACGAGCUGCUCGGCGUUCCCAAACCCAGCGAGACCACCAGGGGUCUGCUUAAGGCUCGCAGAGUUCUGGAGGAGAACUACGGCUGCAUGCACGUAUACUUUGGGAACCCGGUGUCCGUGAGAGAGCUGGCUGAAGGGAGGAUCCAGCGCGGUCAGUACAACCUGAUCCCCAGGGAUUUGCCACUGAAGCUCAGCGCCAAUCUGCAGGAGUUUGUUGGUGAUGUCGCUCACUUGGUGGUGCACUUGCAGGAGCGAGGUUCGGUCCUCAGCCCAUGGAGUCUCAUGGCUCUAAUACUCCUGCAGAACCCCGAUGACUUGGACUGGAAUGUGUUUAUCCAGAAAACCCUGCGCCUGAGGACGCUCGCUUCUCAACUUGGAGCCCAGAUCGACUGGCCUGCACAGCUUUCCGAUUUGGAGGUGAUGUCCUCCAGCAUGGCCCUGCAUCACGCUGUAGUGCAGUCCGAGAAUGGGCGUGUCCGACUGGUCGAAAAGGAGGGGCCAGGACCCAUCACUCAAGAGGAGGCCGUGCUCAGGCGAGCGUCCUCAGUACUCAUGUGCGCCUCCUACAGGAACCAAGCACUGCACGUGUUUACUCGGCCUGCACUGGUGGCUGCUGCCAUGGCAAUGGCUCCAAGCCACAGCAAAGAGGACGUCUUUGGCCGCUUUCGUUUCCUGCAAGACCUCUUGGCAAACGAGUUCAUCUUCAUUCCUGGACACACGGUGCAGGAUUUUGAAGAGGGCUGCUCCGGCCUGCUGCGAUGCGGAGCUCUGAGCAUCCAAGACCACGCACUGAGUGUGAUCGGAGAAGCCCAGGACACCGUUGUCUUCCUCAGUGGCAUUCUCAAACCGUUUAUUGAGACGUACCAGGUUGUGCUCGAAGUUUUGGGCAAGGAAACAUUUCAGACGUUUACGGAAAAACGGUUCGUGCCCGACAUCCGAGCUGCCACCGUGAAACUCAUCCUCUCAGGUGAGGUGCGCUCAUACGAGUGUAUUUCCUCAGACACACUGAAGAACGCUCUCUCGGCUUUGGUCAGGAUGGAAGCUGCAUCUAAAUGCCAGGUAGCUGACCAGAUCGAGUACAGGGUGAACCAAAACGUGCUGAGGAGAAUACGGGACACUCUGGAUGGCAGCGUCGCAUCCGAGGUGCCUUUGUACUCGAGACUGUGACACGACCCUCCAUUUCUGCCUUUUUUCUAUUAUUAUAUUUUUUUUGAUAAUUUACAAAGAUGCAUUCCCAAGAUAUAUUCUUAGAAUAUCCUACCAGGUAUAGUCUUUUGUUUCUGAGAGACACAUGCGUGCUUCUUUUGUUUCUAUGCAAUAACGGUAUGAAGAUUGAUUUUGAAGAAACAAAUAUAUAAAAGUUAAGACUUUAUUUCGAUUGAAAAUAAUCCCUCCUUUAGCAUAAAUAACAGCCAGUUCAUCCCAGAGCAGUUCAGUAGGAUUUAGGUGCGGUGACUGGGCAGGUCAUAUCAUGAUGAAUAACACUGUCUAAAUAACGUUUACAGAACUCAGACGUACGCUUGAGGUCAUCAUCUUGUUCCAGAGAAAUUGCAUGGCGUUGAAGUAUGGACUGGUUGCCAUGUUGGCUCCUUUCACUUUUUUCUGUUUUAAGUCUCCAUCCAAACCAAAUCAAACCACUUCCCCUGUUUGGGUGUGGGGGUGAGGCAGUAUGCUCACAUCUUCUCUCCUGGUCUUCAUCUUACACAAGUUCUUACAGUUCUUACAGAAAUGUCCACAGAAGUUUCUUUCACUUAUUCACUCAUGAGUUCUUGUCUUUUGUUUAAAUAACAAGCGCACGCAUGUGUCUCCAAACCCGUAAAUAAAACCCCCCUGGUGUUUCCAAACUUUUCACAAACACUGUACGGGGGGGGGGGAGAAGGUUUCAGUAUUAGCAAAGUGGCAGCGAAUAAUCUGUUACUCGCUGUAACACGUCAUUCGUAGCUGUUCAGUAGACUGUAGAUGCAGUAACACACCUGUCUCCCCCUGCUGGCCUGUAAUUGUAGAUAUUUUGAUUUGUAGAUAAUUUGUAAUAAAAAAAACUCUAAUAAUUUUUUUUAAAGCAGCAUGAAAUAGCGUACUGUAUCAUUUUGUAGAAUACGUUAGGAAUAAAAAAAAGUGUGAUGGAGUCCACGCGA